CAAAUUCAUCACAAAUCCAUGAUAAAAAAUCAACUAAACAAACAAUGUACUCUUCCAAAUCCAUGAUGCAACAAAUCCAUCAUAAAUCCAAAGGUUUUUAAAACUCAAAACCUUCAUUUUCAAAUCCAACAAGCAAACCAGCUUUCCUCUCUCUCUAUAUAUAAACCAAAUCCCACAACCACAAUCCAAACCAGAAAUCACUUCACUUCCAACAAAUCUCUUCCUCUUCCUCUGAAAAAAAAUGGAAACCUCUCAGCAGCAGCCGCUCUCGAUCGAGAGCUUCUCCUACAGCUGGCUCGCCGCCGCCAGCCUCAAACCCUCUCUCGAAACCCUACUGGACGCCGCCGCCGACGAGUACUCGGCCGCCUCCAGCUACAUCGAGAUGGACCCACGCAUGCCGCCGUCCAAGCGGUUCUUCCGCAGCUACUCCUCCUCCUCCGGCCACGACUUUAACUUCCCCGACCACUCUCCGCCGCCGAUGAACCACGCCGACGAGCUCUUCGCCGACGGCUACGUCGUGCCUUUCUUCCUCCGCAAGGCGGCGGCGUCGUCGUCGUCGUCGUCGAAUUCGGUCGGUUCCAGCCCGGUCUCGACCGUCGAGGACGGGCCGGUUCGGUCGGGUGGGGAAAAAACGCGGCGGUGCUCGUCGUUUAGGCGGGUUGUGGAGAAGUACUUGGAGCUUGUUGGGCCGCUGUUGGGCCGUUUAUCGGGCCGACGCGGUGGUGGUGGGCCCAGGAACCGGAGGUCGUUGAGCUCGAAGGGAGUAAUUAUUAGCAGUAACAUUAACAAGUUAGCGAUGAAGAGGUGGUUGUCGUCCGGCAAGGCGUCGCCACGUGUCAGCGCGGCGUAUUCGGAUGAAGGGUGGCGGAGGUCGGCUUCGUCGUCGUCGUCCGGUGAUUCCGAGAGCUCGAUUCGAGAGGCCGUCCUCCAUUGUAAAAGAUCAUUCGGGAAAUGAUGGGAUUGUUUUUGGAGAUGAAUCAAGUAUGGGAAAUUGGAAGAGGAGGAGAGAAAGGAACAAAUAAUGAUAUUGUCCAUAUUAUUAUAGAUGAAAAUCACAUGGGGAUAGGCUGGGAAUGAGAGGGAUAUAUCUCCACUUGUUUCUUUGUUCUUCUUCUUUCUCUGUUGGUGCCCAGCUGGUGGUAGGAGGGGAUAUGAGAGGUGUAAAUUUGUUGAUAGGAAAGGAAAGCUAGCCACAUGGUUUUUUUGUAAUGGUGAGGAAAAAGUGGAAAUUUUAUAGUUAAUUAGAAUUAUGGAGGAAUUAUAUAUAAAAAAUAUAUAUUUUGUUCUUUCUUUUGCCUUGUAGACCAUCUUAUUGUAUAAGUUUUGGGUUAUACUUAGAUGUUAAUUCUUACAUAUAAAUUCAUAAUCGUGGAUAUUUUUCUGAUUCGUCUGUUUGCGUA
Linum tenue is the source of this 1400-nucleotide messenger RNA. The record is from the annotation of a GenBank genome assembly. Lineage: Eukaryota; Viridiplantae; Streptophyta; Magnoliopsida; Malpighiales; Linaceae.